AUGGAAUACUACUCAUCCUUAGAUGCAUCCCAACUAGAUUCAGAAAGACCAACAUUAUUUGAACUUAUCUCAGCUAAUCAGUUGGAAUCCUUAUUAUCACCAUCAUUGAGGUAUAUUCUUGUCCAUUAUGCCAGUAGAUACCCCAGGUACUUGUUAAAAGUAAACAACUAUUUUGAUGAGAUCAAUUUGGCAUUGAGGAGUUUUAUAGAAUGGUAUUUUCUCACUUAUUGGCAAGGUUCAUUUACUGAAAACUUUUAUGGUCUAAAAAGAGUGAAUCAAACACCUUUGUCGGAAGGCCAGUUUAACAGUUCUAAGUUGACCCAGCUAGUCCCAUCUAUGAUUGAGGAAAGGAGAAAGAUCACAACAUUACAAAAGUUUAUAUCCAUAUUUGAAGUCACGGGGACCGCUUUCUUGUCGGAAAAGUUAAACUACUGUUACGAAGUAUGGUAUACUAAAUACAUUACCAAUCAACUAAAUACCCACGAGUCACUUACUAAAAAGGAGAAUUUAAAGAUUAAAUUGAAGAGGAAAUUUGUUGAGAUAUACCCCUAUGUUCAAAGUGCUUACCGUUUGGCCAACUUCAUCACCACUUUAAUGUACUUGAGUGGAUCAUCGAAAUCUCCCACGAUUUUAACCUAUUUAUUCAAAAUGAACUAUUCCCGAUUAAACCAAUACGAUUACGACAAAAACGAACCACAACAGAAGUUAUCGGAAACAAAAAAACAUAAUAAGAUUGCUCCACCUACAACUGCCGAGUUACUUUUACAUUUUGUACUGAACAACAUCACCAAUCCAUCGUGGAAAAUGGUUAAACUUGUCUUAGGAACAUUUUUCCCUGUUGCCAUAUUCACUUUGAAAUUCCUCGAAUGGUGGAAUAACUCCAACUUUUCAGCAAAAUUACUCAAGAACCUGGGUAAUUCACUCAAUUUCACGUUACCACCACCAUCUAGAUUAUCAGCAAUAUUACGUUCAUUUGCUAAGCGUGAUAAAUCUGUAAAACAGAGAAAGCCCUUUAAGUCAGGUAAAUUAUGUCCCUUAUGCAAAAAAGAGAUGACCAAUCCUGCAGUUAUUGAAACAGGAUAUGUGUUUGAUUAUUCGUGUAUUUAUAAUUACUUGGAAAAAUCACAUAUAAUAGUUGCAAAGAAAGUUGAGGCGGAAUCAAAAGAAGAAGAAGAAGAAGAAGAAGAAGAAGAAGAAGAAGUGCAUUCAGAUAAUGAGGAAGGUGCAAAGGGUCCAAAAGAAGAGAAGAAUUACGAUAUAAAUAAAGGUGGAAGAUGUCCCAUAACUGGACAAAAGUUGCUUGGUUGUAAGUGGAAUCCAUUGAAGGAGGAAUGGCAAAUCGAAGGUAUCAGACGUCUAAUCCUUUAG
Molecule: messenger RNA, 1368 nt
Organism: Lodderomyces orthopsilosis Co 90-125
Lineage: Eukaryota; Fungi; Ascomycota; Pichiomycetes; Serinales; Debaryomycetaceae
Gene: PEX12
Product: ubiquitin-protein ligase peroxin 12
Exons: 1
Coding region: 1-1368 (455 amino acids)
Biological process (GO): protein import into peroxisome matrix; protein monoubiquitination
Cellular component (GO): peroxisomal membrane; peroxisomal importomer complex
Molecular function (GO): ubiquitin-protein transferase activity; zinc ion binding; protein binding
Source: RefSeq, a predicted model, not a curated record